CACCAUAACAGCCUGGUAGCAUCCGCCUUCACAUAAACUUCUCAAUGUAAUCUAUUGAUUUAAGCUAUCAUAGACAUUCAUUUUUAUUUCCCAGCAGUCUUACUCCCGAAGGAACCGCUAUAUAGCGUCUCAUAUGAGUUAAGCGAUUCUCUAGAGGGGUUUAUUGGCCUAACGGUAAUUUCUUGUUCUUCUUCAUUGAUCGCUGAAAAAUACCACAAAAAGACCAAUUUUUCGACUAUUUCGUUCGAGAUAUUCACUUUUCCCCUGAGGCUUAAUUGAGGACCUACUUACAGUUAAUACAAUAUUUUCUUACAAACAUACUUUGCAUUGAUUAUCAAUAUUAAUUGUACUGUUGCUAUUAUCAAUAUUAUUAUCAAAUAUGCAAAAAUGUCAGCUAUGACCUAGCAACAAGUGUAUUCAAUUUCUACUUGCUUACCUACUUAAACAUCUAUCGUUUUCGACAUUCAUUCAGGCGUGGAGUGCGUUUCUGCUUCUUUUUUCUUUACUGUUCAUAUAUAUAUCGAUUCGAUGGAUUUAUAUUUAACUGACAUUGCUAUCCCAGAGGAUUCUGAGAUCUAAUAAACACUGAUUUGCAAAUCUAUUCAUAUACAUAUACACAUACAGAAAGAAACGUCAACCUGACUCAAUUUAUCGAUUUCUGUUAUUGUUACUGAAAAAGGUGAGUGAAAUCUACUUUGACUGAUUGACUGUGUUCAGUACAUUAUUCAGUGUAAGUGCAAUGGCCACGACAAUGAGUUUAUCUACAAAUAUCGAUUUAUCAUCACGUGGACAUGAUAUUAUGAUGCAAGGGAAUAAUAACCCAUUAGAUCAAUCUAUUACACCACAGUUAUUCACUCAAUUAGGACGUGAUUCAGGCGACUUAUGCUCGCACUUAAAUAUGGUUGAUAAACAUUUAACUAAUUCUGGUUUUCCGUUUAUACCACACUCACAAUAUUCCCUACCGAGUCAGCUGACAUCAAAUUCACAUUUAAUCAAUACACCAAAUCAAUCAAAUUACUUUACACAAUCUACACAUUUGUCUGCAGCAGCUUGUGUAGGUAUGUUACAACAACAGCAUCAUAACCAACAAAAUCACAACCAACAUCAUCAGAGUUCAGAGUUGAAACGUGAUGAUUAUGAAAUGUUAGGCAUGUCAACAGAUCCAACUAACCAGUUUGGUUUGGUACGUUCAUGGAUAGCACAGCAACAACAACAACAGAAUCACCUUCAACAUAACUCUUCAGAUUGUACUGUUUCAUCAGCAGAACAACCCAACUUUUUACAACAACAACAGAAUGUAUCGAGUCAUUCUCACAAUUGUUUUAUGAGUCAAUCACAAAAUAAUAAUUAUUAUCAAAUCUUACCAAUAUCACCGAUUUCAGGAGGUAAUCUGAAUAACACUAUUAAUACUCGCAAUAAUAGUAGUGGUGGAGUGGUAUCAGCCUAUUCAGCUGUUGCAGCUGUGCAUCAGCUAACUCAAAUGAGUCAUCAAGUGGUUGGGGCAAUUAAUAAUCACCAACAUAACAGUAGCAGUAAUGACAACGAGAAUAACUCAGCUAGUUAUUUAUUCGAUAGUUCAACAGGUUCAAUAAUUAAUUCACAUGCUUCAUUCAACAACAGAGGAUUACCGAAUCAAGUAAAUAGUGGGACAAGGUAUGCACAUAGUACACCUGGAAUGGAAGUAGCGUGGGCUCGUUUUGAAAAACAACCACCGAACAAUUUACGUAAAAGCAAUUUUUUCCACUUUAUUAUUGCGCUUUAUGAUCAGAAUAGACAUCCAAUUGAAGUAGAACGUGCUGCAUUUAUCGAUUUUGUUGAAAAGGACAAGGAGCCUGAAGGCGAAAAAACCAACAAUGGAAUCCAUUAUCGUAUACGUUUACUAUUUUCAAAUGGUGUUCAACAAGAUCAGGACUUAUACAUUAGACUGGUUGAUUCAUCCACAAAGCAGCCUAUCGCUUAUGAAGGACAAGAUAAAAAUCCUGAAAUGUGUCGAGUGUUACUUACUCACGAAGUGAUGUGUAGUCGAUGCUGUGAAAGAAAAAGUUGUGGUAAUCGAAAUGAAACACCAUCUGAUCCUGUAAUAUUAGAUCGGCAUUUCCUCAAAUUCUUUAUGAAAUGUAACCAGAAUUGCCUAAAAAAUGCUGGAAAUCCACGAGAUAUGAGACGAUUCCAAGUUGCAAUAUCAUCAACGCAUGCAAUUGAACGUAAAUUACUCUGCAUAUCUGACAAUAUGUUUGUACAUAAUAACUCAAAGCAUGGACGUCGUAUCCGUAGGACGGAUUCUACUGACGGUGCAUAUUCAACCAUAAGUCCGGUGAUCAAAGCACUCAGUCCUAAUGAAGGAUGGGUUACGGGAGGUGAAACGAUUACUGUGAUAGGUGAAAAUUUUUUCCCCGGUCUCCAGAUCGUAUUUGGAUCAACUGCUGUAUGGGGUGAACUGAUAACACCGCAUGCCCUUCGUGUUAGCACUCCACCAAGACAUUUAUCUGGAGUUGUCGAGGUUACACUGGCAUUUAAAAACAAAACAUUUUGUAAAAAUAAUCCGGGUAGAUUUGCCUAUAUUGCUAUGACAGAUCCCACGAUUGAAUAUGGAUUUCAAAGGCUAUGCAAGAUUAUACCACGACAUCCAGGUGAUCCAGAACGUCUACCACGUGAAAUAAUAUUAAAACGUGCAGCAGACCUAGCUGAAGCUUUAUACACAAUGCCAAGUCGUGGUAUGGGAUUCAGAUCACCGCCAGCACUACCAACACAACCACCCUCAUCGUCAUCUUCCGUAAUAUUUUGUACAGGUCGAGAACAACAACAACUGACGAAUAGUAGUCGGAAUUUGGAUGGCCGUUGUACACCUGCCUCAAAAUUUUCUCCAACGGACGAUAAUAACAGGAACACACACAGUCGUAAUAUUUCAUUGCGUCCUCAUGUGCCACCAGUGGAGACGGAGUCAAUGAACAGUUUCUUAGCCUUAACAGCUCAUAGUGCCAUAAAUUUUUAUCCCUACGGAACACCGCCAACAGGAUCAUUAAAUGUACCAAGUCUGGAAAUAAAUGAAAACCGUGAUUCUUUAGUUUUGCAUGAUCCAAGAAUAAUUCAUAAAACCUUCUAUUCUACUGAUGCUAAAGAUUUGAAGAGUUCCUCACAGUGUACGACAACAGGCGUUACAACACAUUUAAUGCGACCUAACUCAGAUUCCACAUCAGUUAUAAAUGAUGAUGUUAUUAGUAUGAGUCAAAAUAGCCCAGGAAGUGGUGGUGUCAGUAGUAGUGGUAUGGAAAGUAUCCAAAGUGACAUCAAUUGCUUAGAUAAUGUAAAUAACUAUUCACCACGUAAUUCACAGAAUAAUGAGGUGGACAGUUCACCGAAUAUUGGAUGCCAUCGUGAUCAAACCCAUCCUCACUCAAACCGUCAAUCAAAUCUUCACCAACCACAUCAUCGUGAAUUCUGUGAGAAUAAUAAAAAUGAUGAUAAUGACAAUGGGAAUACUCAUACAAAUGAUAAUGAAUCCCGUUUAUUAAUAGAAGGCAAAAAAAUAAAAAUUUCAAAUAUCUAUACGACAUCUAGUCACCAUCAUCAACAUCACCAUCCAUUGAAGAGAUUACGAUGUGAUUGGUUGGUAGAGGAGAAAAAUAGUGAUGAAGGUAAGCGACAACAAAUGUGUAAGAACAAGCUGACAACUGAUACACCUCAAACUAUUCCAAGAAAUAUAGCACCAUUUCUAAAACAUAUAAAUGAUGAAGUGAACUGUACUACUAAUACUACAUCUGAAGUUAAUUCAUCUAGUUCAUCAAUAAACUGUGUUGAUAAACAGGAAAUGUCCUCAUGCUUUUCAUCAGUACUGAACAACUCAUAUACAUCUCAUGCGAAUAUGUUGAAUCCUAGCGACAGACUAUUGAAAUCGGUUCAUUCAAAUGAAAAUUGUGAGUACAAUGAACAUGUGGUCCAGACAAGUAACAAUAUUUCCCAAUCGAUUUGUCCUCAGACAACGUCCUAUUCAAAGUUCAAUAAAUUACCUUCAGGUUGUGAGAACAAAGAUCGACAACAUACUCCUCUUUCAAAACUGAACUCUCGAUUACACGGUGGAAAUCUAGUGUCAAUAAAUGAUGGUAAAACUACAGAUAUAAGUUUAUGGAGUGGCUCAUAUAACUUACAGCCUGGUCAACAAACUUCAGCUUCACUGAUUUAUUCUGCGGAUAGCUACAUUAGUCAUAAUGUAGAGCCGAACUUCUCCUUGUGUUCUACAACAGAAUCACCGUUAUUAUCUUCAGCAAUCUCCAUGUCAUCAUCUCUCCCGACAACAGUGCCGACUAAUAGUAUAUUAAAAACAAACUCUUUACAGUCUAGUCGAGAAUAUUAUCUUCAUUUAUUGACCAGAUCAGAAAUGAAUGAAGCUUCGAGAUCAAAUGGCCAAAUAAAUAGUCAUCUAUCUCACUCAGUGGCAUUGCCAACAUCCUCACCAUCGUCUACAUGUAUUCAAGGCUCCAAAGAUAAGGUUAUAACCUUUUGAUGGUCAAGAAAAUCAUAGCAAUGAUCAGCAGAAUCAGUAGCAAAGAACACUCCGAAAUCAGUCUGAAGAAAAUAAAUACCAACAUCCCACUGGAUUCAGUUUGCUUUCUUUUUCAGUAAAUCAUUUUUGUCCUCAGCUAAAAUCAUUCCUCAUCUCAUUGUUCAUAGUAAAAAAAUGUCUAAUGUAGCAAUAGUGAAUUCAUGCUACUCUACAUUGCACACUGUAGUAUGGCAGUGAAACUAAUAUAUAUAUAUAUAUAUAUAUA
This is a messenger RNA of Trichobilharzia regenti, 4766 nucleotides long. Lineage: Eukaryota; Metazoa; Platyhelminthes; Trematoda; Strigeidida; Schistosomatidae. The record is from the annotation of a GenBank genome assembly.